CGCGGACGAAUCGCGCACUUUCAUUUAUAAACAAUAAAAAGCAAAAGCCGAGAACGCUUGUAAAAUCUGCAUUUAAUACGAGAUUUAAUCCAUACAAUCAAGCUCGUACCUUAUUGUGAACUAAUCUCCUAGACAAAAUGAACAGAAAAGAAGCUUUGGCGCAGUUCAUCCAGCAAAUCCACGGAAGACCUGUAGUUGUCAAACUAAACAGCGGCGUCGAUUACAGAGGGGUGUUGGCCUGUCUUGAUGGCUACCUUAACAUCGCCCUUGAACAGACUGAGGAGUAUGUGAACGGACAGCUGAAGAACAAGUACGGCGACGCUUUCAUCAGAGGCAACAACGUCCUCUAUAUCAGCACGCAGAAAAGAAAAGUGUGAAUUUAUUUUCUAUUCCACUUCAUCUCGUGUAAGGCUAAGGAUAUAAGAAUUAAAAAAGCCAUUUUCGUAAGCUGAAAAAUUCGUAAAUUUUUAUUACCUCUGAUCUCUUUGUCUUAAAAAGCACCUUUCAAAACAGAAUUUGUU
Molecule: messenger RNA, 521 nt
Organism: Neocloeon triangulifer
Lineage: Eukaryota; Metazoa; Arthropoda; Insecta; Ephemeroptera; Baetidae
Product: U6 snRNA-associated Sm-like protein LSm6
Exons: 3
Coding region: 138-377 (79 amino acids)
Biological process (GO): maturation of SSU-rRNA; mRNA splicing, via spliceosome
Cellular component (GO): sno(s)RNA-containing ribonucleoprotein complex; P-body; U6 snRNP
Molecular function (GO): RNA binding
Source: RefSeq, a predicted model, not a curated record